CUCUAUAUUCUACAGAAGUCCACAACUAUUUGUUCGUAGAUUGUAGUCUGAAUUCUUUGGUGUUCUUUGAGUGUGAGAUAUAUAAACAUUUAAAGCGAAAACUAUUAGAAUAUUGAACAACCUCAUGUUCAUUAGAUAAGUACAUCAUAUAAUGAAUAUAUUAUUAUACUUUAUUAUUAUUCUGGGACUUUCUCUAAUGUCUAGAGUAGCUGGCUAUUCUACUAAAAAUAUAUGUAAGACGGGUGAGCUUGAUCUUCUUAUAAUCCUAAACUGUCAGCGUCCGCCACUCAAAUGGGACAUGAUAAAAAACAUUUUUAAAUUACUUAAGCCUGCUGACUCAAAGAAUGCAACUAGAAAAGUGACAUUGAUAGAUAUGUUAAGUUUAAAUAACAUUUCUUUGAAUGAUUCAAACAUUAACAAUGUUUCCAAACUUUGUGAAGUGGAGGAUUAUGAUAACUCAAGUGUAGACGAAAAUGUAUUAAAACUACAGGAUUACAUUUCGAGAAACGAUAAAUAUUCAUCUAAAUUAUUCAUUAUAUACAUAUCUAAAAAUUCUUAUGAGAUCAUUUUUGAUUUUGAGAUCAAGCUUCAAAAUUUAAAAUACAUCGAAUUUCUGAUAAUCAGUUUUUUGGAUUGGAAAGAAUGGCGUAGACCUAGCUAUCCUUCUAGCUUUGUAGAAGUUGACAACCAAGAUGAUUUACUGUAUAACAAUGCAAUAAGUGUCAGGCUGUGUUUUCGAUGCUUAGAAGGCUGGAUUUCGAUACGCAGUAGAAGAAGUAAAGCUCCAUUUUAUUCAUGUUAUAUGUUUGAGGAACAAAGAGAAUUAAUAAAUUGGAAAGAAGCUGCCAACUUCUGUGUAAAAAAAAGUUCUAACAUGAUAACAUUUGAAACUAGCUGGGAUUUUGAGAAGUUAAAAUUAAAUUUAAGGGACUUAAUUAAUACCUAUAAAAAAACUAAUUUUCAAUCAAAUGAUUCAUUGCUAUUUUAUGUGGGAUUAAAUAGUCUAAAAGCUGGAUACAAUGAAAAAUUAUUUUGGAUAAAUAACCAACCAGUGAAUUCAUUUAUGUACUCGAAAGUCACAAAUGUGAGUAACUUACAACAAAAAAGACAUGUCAGCUGUUUCGCUUGGAAUCAAAAUGAUGUGAUAUUGACGAUUCAAUGUGAGGCUAAAUUAACGAAGUUUCUUUUAUGCGAGCAAAAAUUUCAACGUGCAAAGCUGAGAGUGAGCACUAAUAAAAAGCAAGUUUAUACAGUUCCAAAUAAAAAUUUUAUCCGUAUUAAUACCGAAAUUGCUUCCAUUUCUUAUUUUGGCACAACAAGAUAUAAAUUUCCAAAAUUUGUUUGUGAUUACUUCGGUUCGUCAUACAACUUUGUGUGUGAUGGUUUCAUAGAUUGCAGAAAUGAAGAAGAUGAAAAAGUUUGUACCUAUUUAUUUCAAGACUUAAAGGACUGCAUUCAGAGUGAGAAGUUUCUUUGCCGGGAGCCCAACAUGUAUGGAUUUAAAUGUAUUGCAAAAAGCCAAGUGUGUAAUAUGAUUGAAGAUUGUCCUGAUGGAAGUGAUGAGACAAACUGUGAUGAUUGUAUUCUGACUCAGUGCUCACCAGAUGUUUGUAUUCCUGACUAUUGGUCGCUGAAUUGUUCCACGGCAAACUCUUUAAAAAUAAAUGAAACUAAUGAAGGUAUAAGUGAAAUAAGUACUAACGUUUCUGGGUCUUUAUUACAAAACUUGUUAGAUGUUAUAACUAUAUGUGAUUUCACUUAUAUUAAAAGCAAGGUAAAAACUAACAGACUUGUGAAAUAUAACCAAGUUUGGUCUCCAAAGUGUCUUUACAUCAAAGAUAGAAAGGGUUCUCAAAUGGGCUGUUCUGAUUUGUCUCAUUUGUCUAAUUGUAGAACGUUUAAAUGUCCUAUUGGUUUCUCCAAGUGUUGGAAUUCUUAUUGUAUUCCAGAUUUUUAUGUAGAUGAUAAUGUCAUGGAUUGUCCUUAUGGGGAAGAUGAAAUACGGUAUCAGAAAAGACAUAGAUUUUAUUUCAGAUGUUAUCAAAUUGACAAAUAUAUUCAUCCCAUUUAUAUAUGCGACGGAAAAGCCAACUGUCCAAGAGGUGAUGACGAACUAAACUGUAUAGAUCUAUGUCCAUCUGGUUUUAUUUGUAUAGAUGGAACGGCCACUGUGAAUCAAACAGACACUGUACUUAAUUAUACUUUUUUUGCACCAAACUUAACAUAUCUCAAUAUUUCUGGCAUUGAUGUGUUUCAAAAUGAUAAUUUUAUAAACAUCUUUAGUUUAAAAAAACUUUUGGUCUUGAUAGCUUCAAGAUGUCAUAUUAACGAUAAUACUAAAAGUAAUGCUCAAAAUAGUUUAGUUUAUCAUUUAGAUAUCAGCUACAAUGAUCUCUCAAGGCUUACAUUUCACGAUUUUAUUUCUCAAUUUUCCAAUCUUUAUUUUUUAAAUGUUUCGCACAAUGACCAUCUUAGUGUCAUACCAAACUACUAUUUUCUACGGUUUCAAAAUCUUAUCUCAGUGGAUCUUUCAUUCACAAGAAUUAAGAGAAUAAGUUUGAAUUUUAAUGACAAAAUAAGAUUUCUUAAUCUUUCAGUUACAAACUUACAGAAUGUCGUUUUUUCGCAAUAUGCCGAAUACCAAAUAGUUGACUUAAGAAAUACUCUGCUUUCUGACUUCAUCAAAGAAAAGUUUUUUAACAACAUUACCGUAACGGGUAAAGUGUUAGCAGACUACAAACUUUGUUGUUCAUAUUUCAGAGGAGAAAAACUUCCAGCACAUCAAUGUGAAGCAGAAGAACAACCUUUAUCAACUUGUGAGGAUCUUAUCGGACAUUCUUUAAAACGAGUCUUGCUCUGGAUUGUUGCGUUUUGUGCAGUGUUUGGAAAUAUGAUGGCAUUGGGCUACCGUAUUUUAUUUGAACGGGCAACACUUCAUCUGACAUAUGUAUUAUUUGUUACAUGUCUUGGUGUUUCUGAUCUUAUAAUGGGCGUGUACCUUGUUAUUAUUGCCUCUGUAGAUGUAGUUUAUAGAGAUGUUUAUAUUGUACAUGAAAUGUCUUGGAAACAAAGUACAUUGUGUCAGAUAGCCGGAACUUUGGCAACAUUGUCCAGUGAAACCUCCACUUUUUUCAUUCUGUUUAUAACACUUGAAAGAUUUCUGACCAUCAGAUUUCCUUUUGGUGAGCACAAAAUCUCCAAAUCGGGUAAAUAUGUUUUAAUAUCUUUAGCUUGGUGUUUUGGAUUGUUCCUGUCAGUGGUUCCAAUCUUAUUCCGAGAUAUGUCUCUAUAUUCAAAUAAUGGAAUGUGUCUCGGAUUUCCUUUAAGAAAGUCCAGUGGUACUGCCUGGAUAUAUUCAGUGACCGUUUUUCUUUUCUUUAACUCUAUUUUAUUCGUUGUUAUCGCCAUUGGUCAGUUUUUAAUUUUCAUAACAAUAUCUCAACACAGUUCUAAGUUUAAAUCCGAAAGUCAGGCUUUAGCUAGACGAGCUGAUAACAUAACAGUGGCUCUCAAACUGUCAGUAGUGGUGCUGUCAAAUUUUAUCUGUUGGUUUCCGGUUUGUGUCCUAGCAAUAAGGACAGUUUUCAGUGACUAUGAGGUCACCCUUGAGACUUACGCCUGGAUAAUAGUUUUAGUUCUUCCUUUCAACUCAGCCUUAAACCCAGUUUUGUAUACUUUACCACGUAUUUCUAAAUCUUGGAUGGACUUUAAACGUAGACAGUCUACGCGAGUAUCCAAAUCUUAAAACUUGUAACAUCAGGUUAAUGCAUUAAACCAAAAUCAAUAGUAAUAAACAAUGAUUAAGCUGUAUUUUUUAAUUACAUAUUUACUUCGUUUCUAUCAUUAUGUCUGCUUCCUCUUUACCACAGCCUGCGUUGAUUACCCAUCACUCUGUAUCAGUAUGUAAAAAAAAAAAAUCUGGAUUAUGGGUACGACGGGGCGUACAUUGUGCCUAUGUGCCGAAA
Molecule: messenger RNA, 3965 nt
Organism: Biomphalaria glabrata
Lineage: Eukaryota; Metazoa; Mollusca; Gastropoda; Planorbidae
Product: G-protein coupled receptor GRL101-like
Exons: 1
Coding region: 152-3745 (1197 amino acids)
Biological process (GO): G protein-coupled receptor signaling pathway
Cellular component (GO): membrane
Molecular function (GO): G protein-coupled receptor activity; protein binding
Source: RefSeq, a predicted model, not a curated record